CUCCACCUUCGUCGCGAGCACACGGCCCCGCCCACCCUUCGUGCGCGCCGCCGUCUCCUCCUCAUAACUCGGCCUCGCGGGAGCGCGCAAUGCGCAGGCUCAGUUCCUUGCGAAAAAUGGCGGCCGAUAAACAGAAGCAUCAUGACGGCCGGGUGAAGAUCGGACACUACAUCCUGGGGGACACGCUGGGGGUCGGCACCUUCGGCAAAGUCAAGGUCGGAAAGCACGAACUAACAGGCCACAAGGUCGCUGUCAAGAUUCUGAACAGGCAGAAGAUUCGAAGCCUUGAUGUGGUGGGGAAGAUCCGCAGGGAAAUCCAGAAUCUAAAGCUCUUCAGACAUCCACAUAUAAUAAAGCUGUACCAGGUGAUCAGCACGCCGACCGAUAUCUUCAUGGUAAUGGAAUAUGUCGCUGGCGGAGAACUCUUUGACUAUAUAUGUAAAAAUGGGAAGCUGGAUGAGAAGGAGUCCCGCCGUUUGUUCCAACAAAUCCUUUCUGGAGUAGACUACUGCCACAGACACAUGGUGGUGCACCGAGACUUGAAACCAGAAAAUGUUCUUCUGGAUGCACACAUGAAUGCAAAGAUAGCAGACUUUGGUCUGUCAAAUAUGAUGGCAGAUGGUGAAUUUCUGAGGACGAGCUGCGGCUCCCCCAACUAUGCUGCACCGGAAGUAAUAUCAGGAAGGUUAUACGCUGGUCCAGAAGUUGACAUAUGGAGUAGUGGGGUCAUUCUUUAUGCGUUACUGUGCGGGACCCUUCCAUUUGAUGAUGACCAUGUGCCAACACUUUUUAAGAAGAUCUGUGACGGUAUCUUUUACACCCCUCAGUAUCUGAACCCUCCAGUCAUUAGCCUAUUGAAGCACAUGUUACAGGUGGAUCCCAUGAAGAGAGCCACCAUCAAGGACAUCCGAGAUCAUGAAUGGUUUAAACAGGAUCUCCCCAAGUACCUGUUCCCAGAGGACCAGACCUACAGUACGAACAUGAUCGACGAUGAAGCCUUAAAGGAAGUGUGUGAAAAGUGCGAGUGCACGGAGGAAGAGGUGCUGAGCUGCCUGUAUAGCCGUAACCACCAGGACCCGCUCGCCGUGGCGUAUCAUCUAAUCAUAGACAACCGACGGAUAAUGAAUGAGGCCAAAGAUUUCUACUUGGCCACCAGCCCCCCGGAUUCUUAUGUUGAAGAACCUCAUGUCCCCCGUCCCCAUCCAGAAAGAGUACCAUUCUUGGUAGCGGAGUCCCCUCGGCAGAGACAUACGCUUGAUGAGCUCAACCCCCAGAAAUCUAAACAUCAGGUUGGGGUGAGAAGAGCUAAAUGGCAUCUUGGGAUUAGAAGUCAGAGUCGGCCAAAUGAUAUCAUGGCUGAGGUCUGCCGGGCAAUGAAACAGCUGGACUAUGAGUGGAAGGUGGUGAAUCCAUACUAUCUACGAGUCAGAAGAAAAAAUCCAGUGACUAGUAUGUACACUAAAAUGAGCCUGCAGCUAUACACAGUGGACAGCAGAACGUACCUGCUAGACUUCCGUAGUAUUGAUGACGACGUAACAGAAGGCAAGUGCGAUGGCGCCACCAGAAGACGCUCGGGAUCCACGAGCAACAUCCGCCCAGCCCAGAAAUCCGAUUCCGACGCAGAAGCCCCUGCAAAGUCUUCUGACGGUUCUGUCCCUUCGUCCCUGACCUCCUCCGUAGACUCCUCCAACAAUGACUUGGUCCCCCGACCAGGAAGCCAUACUAUAGAGUUCUUCGAAAUGUGUGCAAACUUAAUAAAAAUCUUAGCGCGGUAGGCGGAGCACCUAACUAUUUCAUAUCCAGCAAUAAACAUGCAGUAACUUGUAGCCAAAUGCUUCCAGUUUUAAUCCAGUCAUAACUAUACAAAGAGCUGAAAGCAACAUCAGAAAUGCUAUUUGCACAUAGACUGUUAGCUCUGAACCAGUUAAAGGGGUACUCCACUGCCUCAGCGUUCGGGAAACAU
Hyla sarda is the source of this 1963-nucleotide messenger RNA. It is a transcript of the gene PRKAA1, whose product is annotated as protein kinase AMP-activated catalytic subunit alpha 1. The transcript is spliced from 9 exons. Gene Ontology annotation, cellular component: cytoplasm. Gene Ontology annotation, molecular function: ATP binding; AMP-activated protein kinase activity. NCBI's taxonomy places the organism in Eukaryota, Metazoa, Chordata, Amphibia, Anura, Hylidae. Gene Ontology annotation, biological process: protein phosphorylation; intracellular signal transduction. The coding region runs from base 90 to 1775 and encodes 561 amino acids. The record is from RefSeq and is a predicted model, not a curated record.